Caenorhabditis briggsae is the source of this 192-nucleotide messenger RNA. The record is from RefSeq and is a predicted model, not a curated record. The coding region runs from base 1 to 192 and encodes 63 amino acids. Lineage: Eukaryota; Metazoa; Nematoda; Chromadorea; Rhabditida; Rhabditidae. The transcript is spliced from 2 exons.
AUGGGAUUUCCGUCGACACCACUUGAAGCCAAACAAGCUUUGGGAAUCUCAUCGGCUAUAAGUGCAGCUUCAUCAGGCCUUCGAGCGGGCAGUCCUAUGCUCUCGGUCAGCUAUGAACCUCAAUUCUCGUUCGCCAGGUGUAUCGAACAGUGGAGAGGAAAAGAAAUUGCAAGAUGGAUCGAAGGUAUUUGA